UUGAAAACUUGCAAAGUGGAGCAAAUAAUCUGAAUCAUAUGUAUAUUUAAAGUUCUUCGUCUUGAUAUAAUAUUUAAGUAACAAUAAUUAACAAAAUUGCAUGCGUAAUAGAACGCAAUCUAAUAUUACUGCUAUCACUGAAGCGUGUCUUUUCUGAGCAAUGUCGAACGACAUGAACUCGAAAAUUGAUAAAAUUAUGCAAAUGUUGCGCAAAUGUCAUCCUGAUGAUUUCGGUAAUGAAUCAAAAGUAAGAGAAACGAAGGAAUCACAAGAAAAAAGUGAAGAGGAGAGGUUGAAGGAGAUAAAAAAUAAUACAGAAAAAUUGCUUGCAAAUGUACCAUGCAACUAUGUAGGAAGUAUUGAAUAUGCCAGUUUGAAUAAAAUGCAGGCACUUUGUAAUUUAGCGAUUGGAGAUGAACUCACAGCCAUUCAUCAUUUAGUUGAAUCUCAUGCAGCGAUACUUCGACAACACAUUUUGCACAGAUAUCAAAAGAGUCAAUUUUACGAGCCUAUACGGGAUAAGCCUCAAAUAUAUGGAUUGAAUCCAACACAUGUAAAGUUUGAAACAAAAUUUACAGACAAUAAUGAAUCUUUAAAAUCAAAGCUCUCGGAACUACCAAAAGAAUGGUAUAUGAUUCAAGUGACUGCCCAGUAUGAAUCUCCAAGUUCAUUAAGGUAUAAGGGAAAACACACCUCUACUGUGAUGCAUCCCAUGCAUAUUACAAUAUUGCCCACAGGGCCAUCUGACAUAGAACCUUUAUGCAUAACUUUACCGAAACCAGAAACCCAGGUAUCUUAUGAUAUCUGUCAAGAGAUUACAAAUUUAUUGGGUAACUACAGCUCUGAAUUAAAAGCCACUUAUGCAAAUACUAAACAGUAUUGGAAGAUGCGGGAAAGUCAAAACAAAACAAUGAAGGUAGCUAUAAAUGGAUUAGAAAAGAUAUGGUUGCGUGAAUGGAGAAUACUAUUUAUGGCUGAUCCUAUUGAAAAUUUAGAAAUUGUAGAGAAUAUGCAUCAAAUGAUUGAUAAAUUGAUAUUAGAUUUCAAACCUUCCACCGAAAUAUCAAAGCGAUGCAGAUGGCUUCUGAGAAAAUUAUCUACAAGCGCAUGUUUUCUCACGCGUGAAGAAAUAGCGCGUGCAGUGAAAUAUCUUCUUCCUGAGUACGAAAAACUGGCGCAUAACAUUAUUUUAUCUAUUUAUGGAAAGUUACCAUUUAUAAGAUCUUUGGAAAGUGCAAAACGGAAAACGUUAGUUCUAAUUAUCGACGAGAAUAUGGAUUAUUUAGCGUUUGAAGCCAUGGAAAUAAUUAAGACUCAUCCCGUCACUCGUUUCCCGUCUCUACACUUGGCAUAUGCAUUAUUUAAAGAACAUGAAAGCACUAUGGUAGAAGGUUGUAAAAUAAUUACAACUAAAGAAGAUAUGGGAGUAUGUAUGGUGAAUCCAUCAGGCGAUCUAGAAAAAAUGGAGAAACGUAUAAAGCUUUUUAUGAAUUUUUGGCUACCAGAAUGGAAAACUUACAAAACGGAGCUUAAUGAAGAGUUGUUCGAAGAUGCGCUAAUAAAUCAUGAGAUUUUAAUGUAUACAGGUCAUGGCAGUGGAAUAGAUUAUUUAUCUGGAGAAGAGAUUGAAAGAAUAAAAGUGAGAUCCACUGUUUUAUUAUUCGGUUGUAGCAGCGUGAAAUUACUUAUGAUAGGCGGAAGAUAUCCACCUUUCGGUAUUUCAAAUCAAUAUUUAAUAGGAUGCAGUCCUUGUCUCCUGGGCAUGCUGUGGGAAAUAACAGAUAUUGAUAUUGAUAAAAUGACUACACAUUUUAUGAGUACUUGGAUUCCUUCGUCAUCUGAGAAACCAUGGAGUGAGGUGGAUUUAGAUAGUUGGAGUUCCGGUACUUUAAAAUUCACGAAGAAAGUAGAGGGGAACAAAAUGGAAAUAGAGCCAGAAAUGUUACGGGCAGUGGCAAAGUCUAAAGAGAAAUGCUCUCAUUUUAUGACAGCAGCUGCAAUAGCAGUACGAGGCUUACCAAUAAAAAUAAUUUCUUCCUGAUAUUAUAGAUAAAUAU
Nylanderia fulva is the source of this 2057-nucleotide messenger RNA. RefSeq names its product extra spindle pole bodies like 1, separase (gene Sse). Lineage: Eukaryota; Metazoa; Arthropoda; Insecta; Hymenoptera; Formicidae. Gene Ontology annotation, cellular component: cytoplasm; nucleus; mitotic spindle. The record is from RefSeq and is a predicted model, not a curated record. Gene Ontology annotation, biological process: proteolysis; meiotic chromosome separation. Gene Ontology annotation, molecular function: cysteine-type endopeptidase activity.